GUAAAAACGCAUCUCAUCAGAGAGAUGCUGCUACAAAGCCUGCACGGAUUAUACAAGGACGGUCUUUCAACACAUCUGACGCCUUCAGGGAAGCUUUUAUAUUAAUUGUAUUAUUUUUAAUUUUUGACGGCAAUCUGUUAUUUUGUCCGCGGGAUGCCGAUGGCCACCAGCAGCAUCAGCACCAGCAGCACCGGAGGGCCGUGGAUUCAACCAGCACACCUAGCAGGCUGAGACCUUGCUCCCUUGCCUGACCUUUGACCCCUGCAGAAAAACGACAGACUGAUCACCAUGAUGCAGCAGAGAGCUGACUUAUAAGAAACCUGAAAUACAAGCAGAAAGAUGACAGAGAGCCGGAGGAGGAGGGAGCUGAAAGACACUAAACGGGAGGAAAAGUAGGGCAAAAUAAAAAAGGAUGUGAAUGUCGCACCGACACUGACCUGUUUCUUCAUCAAACCACCUGCAACAAGCUUCAACAAAAACCAAAACACUUUCAGCUUCCUGCAGAAAUGUGAGAGGAAGACAGCAGCGUGAUUGUUUCUUACCGACAAAAUCUGUAAAUGUGGAGUAUAAAAUCAGAGACAGCAAUUAAGAUUGUGUUACAACGACAACCAAAUCAACAAGAUUGUACAACAAACUGUCCGGAGAAUUGUCGGAAUAAAACUGUAAUUUGUGCGGAGACUUAACUCUCACGAUGACGCACCUCCACGCCGGCCUGAGCCCAGAGACCACGGAGAAAGCUCGUUUGGAGCUGAAUGAAAACCCAGACACUCUGCAUCAGGACAUCCAGCAGGUGCGGGACAUGAUCGUGACGCGGCCGGACAUCGGUUUCCUGCGGACGGACGACGACUUCAUCCUGCGCUUCCUGCGAGCGAGGAAGUUCAACCAGACGGAAACCUUCCGGCUGCUGGCCCAGUACUUUCAGUUCAGACAGCAGAACCUCGACAUGUUCCAGAGCUUCAAGGUGGACGACCCCGGGAUAAAGCGCGCUCUGAUGGACGGCUUCCCAGGUGUGCUGGAGACUCCGGACCAACACGGCCGCAAAAUCCUCAUCCUCUUUGCCUCCAACUGGGACCAGAGCAGGAACUCCUUCACAGAUAUCCUGCGUGCGAUCCUCCUCUCCUUGGAGGUGCUGAUAGAGAAUCCUGAGCUUCAGAUUAAUGGAUUCAUCCUGAUAAUCGACUGGAGCAACUUCUCCUUCAAGCAGGCGUCCAAACUGACGCCCAACAUCCUGAAGCUGGCCAUCGAGGGUCUGCAGGACAGUUUUCCGGCCCGUUUUGGAGGGAUCCACUUUGUGAAUCAGCCGUGGUAUAUUCACGCCAUGUACACCAUCAUCAAGCCUUUCCUCAAGGACAAGACCAGGAAAAGGAUCUUCCUCCACGGGAACAACCUGAACUCGCUGCACGUCCUCCUGCAGCCGGAGUGUCUCCCCUCAGAGUUUGGGGGGACUCUCCCUCCCUACGACAUGGGGAUCUGGGCGAGGACGCUGCUGGGACCCGACUACAGCGACGAGACGGAGUACACACUGACCUACGACGCUCUGCAUGUGAGGGAGAGCUGCGGGGGAGAUAAGGAGCUGAUGAAGAGGUCUCAGUCGGUGGUGGAGCCAGGAACUCUCCGACAAACGGACAGAGAGACCAGCACGCCGCUCCUCGCCCUGGACUGAACACACAAACACAUACAUACACACACACACACACACACACACACACACACACUAGAGCCGUCACACACACCGCCCCGCACACACAUCAUGUACAGACUGCAACAGACACCCACUUUUAGAAACACUGCUGUGUAUCAAGCUGGUGGCGUCCUUUAGCAACAUGAACUCUGACAAUGAAUUUCCUGUACACACACACACACACACACACACAGUCUGUCUCUGAGCCGCAUAAUGCCUCCCAGCUGAGCCUCUCUGCAAACAGCAGCAUCUGUCAACAACAACAAGCACACACUCUGAAGUAUAUGUUUGUGUGUGUGUGUGUGUCGCCUUCAGCUUCAAGUUUUAAUUCAGUAAUUCUGUCAGAAACAAGGGGGAAUGUAUGAGGAAUGUAAUCUGUUUCUGAGACUGAAACUCUAUUUAAACCUCAGAGGAAAUCGCUGACAAAAUAUAAAAUCAUAUCCAUAAAAAUUAAGAAACAUUCAAAGCGGGUUCCACCAAAAGAAAUACAUGUUUUGAUUCAGAAGUUAAGACAAUGCUUGUUGGUGAAACUCAGCCUUAAAUGUUUGAAAGAGCAUUAAUCUUUUGCUUUCGGAUCUUAAAUCUACAGUUCAGGUAACUGACAGGGCGGCUCUAACUUCUUUAUCUACUUGCUGGAGUAUUUCCUCAAAAUAUUAAUCAAAUACUUUGUAUUUUUCUGACAUUUAUGUCCCGAUAAUCUGAAGGAGAAAGACAUUCAUUAAAACCAGGAGGACGAAUAAGAAACCUCACUUUGGUAGAAUCAUUUCACCUUUUUUCUUUCUUGUAAAAACCACAGGCACUUUGCACACGUUUUUCUAAAUGAAAGCACUGCACAUGUUGCCACCAAUUGCUAAACACUAUAACGGGAUCACAUGCAUGAAAACUUCAAAACAAAUAUUCUACCAGAGUGAAAUAUUUCUUUCAGAUAAAGUAUUGUGCUGUGAAGAAACCAUAGGAUGCCAAAUCAUCACCUUUACCCUCGACUGAAGUGUAGGGAAAGAUUGUUUUUAUUGAAUCUAACUUAUUAAUAUUAUGAAGAUUGUACAUUAUUGUUAUAAGUAUUAUCACACUGCAAAAAGACUGACACUCUUGGCCUGUUUUAUCCUGAGAUAUUUGAAGUGUAAUUAUCAUCCUGCGCUGUAAAACGUUUCAUGUACUUCUGAGGAAAGAAAGGUUAAGUAGCAGGUUGAUCAUUUCACCAAAUAUCUUGAGGAGUAUUUGUAAAUUAUAAAGGCCAGUGUGUCAUGAUUUUUUGCAGUUUGACUCAUCAGGGCUACACUGAUCUCCACUCGACUGUAAUGUAAUGUAUUUCCUUUCAAUGAAUGUAUAGAAGUAAACAUUUACACCAACGGGAAUGUGCUGUGAUUCAUUUAGGCAUGGGGCUCUUAUUUUGUAAGGGAUCAUUAAAAAGCAACACGUGUCAUGAAAAUCCAAAGAAACACACACUUUUGUUUAGUGGUUUUUAUUUUUUUCUGAAUUUUUCCUUUAUUUUUAUUAUAAAUAUAAAUCAUCUUUGACAACAUCUUGUGUUUUCUGUGCAAACGGGAUGAAAAAGUGAAACUGAAAACUUGAUGAACUGAAAGAAAAUGCACUGUGGUAGAAAUUAAGGCUUUUUUCAUAAAAUGCAAAAGAAGCGUUAUCUUAAAUGGGUGCGAGACAUUUGAAAGUGAAAUGAAAAUAUUAUUUUUAUAUUACACAAUAUAAUCUAAAUCUUUUUUUCGUGGCAAAAGCUAUUCUGAUGGUUUAUUAGUGACACCAAAAUAUGAAGCCUGUGUAAUAUUCUGAGAAAGAAACUUGGGGAUUUAAGUAGUUCCGUUAUAGCAUUUUUUGGGAUAUUCCAAGAGUGGUCAAUUCACGAAAUAACUCGCAAAGUAACAAAAGAAAACAUGAAUAUUUCCCAAGAUUAUAGUGGUUGGUUUACAAAAAUGCCGUGAGAAGGAGUCCCUUAUUCUCAGAAAAUUGAACAUUAUUUUCAUGCAAAUUUAACAUAAUUUUCUACUAAACGUUAUACUUUUGAAUCUCAGAGAAUAUACAAAAAGCAUUUCCUGUGAGCAUUUGAGUUUUUUUUCUUGUUAACUGCCGGUGUUUUUUGCGUAAUUUCAGAUUUUAAUUUCAGAUAAUAAA
Trematomus bernacchii (emerald rockcod) is the source of this 3805-nucleotide messenger RNA. Its product is annotated as clavesin-1-like. The record is from RefSeq and is a predicted model, not a curated record. Bases 692 to 1663 code for a protein of 323 amino acids. Gene Ontology annotation, molecular function: phosphatidylinositol bisphosphate binding. The transcript is spliced from 8 exons. NCBI's taxonomy places the organism in Eukaryota, Metazoa, Chordata, Actinopteri, Perciformes, Nototheniidae. Gene Ontology annotation, cellular component: membrane.